Molecule: messenger RNA, 2157 nt
Organism: Phlebotomus argentipes
Lineage: Eukaryota; Metazoa; Arthropoda; Insecta; Diptera; Psychodidae
Gene: Srp72
Product: signal recognition particle subunit SRP72
Exons: 3
Coding region: 104-2068 (654 amino acids)
Biological process (GO): SRP-dependent cotranslational protein targeting to membrane
Cellular component (GO): signal recognition particle, endoplasmic reticulum targeting
Molecular function (GO): protein binding; ribosome binding; 7S RNA binding
Source: RefSeq, a predicted model, not a curated record
GACUGGUGUCGGAAGUAGAUAUUUACACGGUGUCAGCAAAGUUGCACGAUUUUCACGAAAAGCUGUUUUUCGGGGUGAAAAAUCAUUGCCACAGCGAGAAAAAAUGUCGAAACAGGGGCAGAAAGAGACGAACAUCAAAACGUUGUACAAUGAUUUGAAUAAGCACGGGCUGAAUAGUGAGUUCGAGAAGGCUAUAAAAGCUGCCAACAAGAUCUUGAGUGUGGCUCCGAAUGAAGUGAAGGCGCAGCAGUGCAAGCUGGUAUCCUUCAUCCAGCUGUCGAAGUUCCAGGAGGCGCUGUCCUUCCUCAACAAGUCUCCGGAUCUGAAGGAUUUCGUCUUCGAGAAGGCGUACUGCGAGUACAGAUUGAAUCAGCCAGAGAAUGCCCUGAAGACGAUUGACUCCGUCGGUGCAGAGGAGCUUCCGCCAAAUCUCAAAGAGUUGAGGGCUCAAGUGCUGUACAGACUGGAACGAUUUGAGGAAUGCUUCGACGCGUACAAGGAUCUCGUGAAGAACACUCACGACGACUAUGACGACGAGAGAUUGACGAACAUGAGCGCAGUGGCGGCCAAUCUGGCAAUUGAGGGCUCUCAGAAGGAGAUCCCCGACUUCCGCGAAGACACGUACGAGCUGAGCUACAACAGAGCGUGUCUGAUCGCUGGCAAGAAGAAGUUCCCGGAGGCUGAGAAGAAGCUACGAUCGAGCGAGAAGCUGUGCCGCGAGUACUUGGAGGAGGACGGCGCGACGGAGGAGGAUAUCGAGGACGAGGUGGCCAUCAUCAAGAUCCAGCUGGCGUACUGCCUGCAGAUGCAGGGGAAGACGAAGGAAGCUGCGGCAAUUUACGUGGACGCGCUGAAGAACAAGAAGAACGACGCCGCACUGAUUGCUGUGGCCAGCAAUAACAUGGUGGCGAUAAACAAGGACCAGAACAUGUUCGACUCCAAGAAGAAGAUGCGAUCGGCGAUGUCGGACGCUUGUGAGCACAAGCUGACGCUGCGCCAGAAGAAGAACAUCGCCUUCAACAACUGUUUGUUGGCCUUCUACACCAACCAGGCGGAUCAGUGUCAGCAGCAGUGCUCGAAGCUAAUCCAGAAGUAUCCGGAUUUGGAGUUCCACACCACUCUGAUCCGCGCGAGCCAGCUGAGUCGCGAGAAGAAGUACAAAGAGGCGAUCGAGGGACUGGAGAAGUACAGCAAGAAGCAUCCGCAGGAGGAUUUGUCACUGAAAUUCGCCAUUGUGCAGCUGCAGUUGGUGAAUGGGAACAAGAAGGGCGCCGUGGAGGUGCUCCAGUCUCUGGGCGAGGCAAAAUAUCGACCUGGGGUCGUGUCAGCACUUGUGUCCCUCCUGCUGGGCAUGGAUAACAAGCAAGGCGCCUCGGAGGUGUUGAAGAACGCCGUUGAAUGGUACAAGAAGAACAAGGGGAAUGUCGGGGACUUGUCGGACAUGUGGAGACAAGCUGCGGACUUUCAUCUGCGCGGUGGCGAAGCUGAAACGGCUGCCAGCAGUCUCGAGGAGUUAUUCCGCACGAAUCCCACUGACAUGAAGAUUCUAGCGCAGCUGGUGAUCGCCUAUGCACAAUUCAAUCCUGCCAAGGCACAGGAAGCCAGUCGAAAGCUGCCGACACUGGAAACGCUGACCACUGCCACGGAGAUUGAUCAUCUGGAGGCCACGAACUGGAUGAUGAGCACGAAGGCCGUGAAGAAGACGGCCAUCAAGUCUGAUCAGUCGCCAGGUACGUCGGACAGCGUGCAGAAGGUGAAGAAGAGGCGACAGAAGAAGAGGAAAGGAAAGCUGCCCAAGAAUUACGACCCGAACGUGGCGCCUGAUCCGGAAAGGUGGCUGCCGCGCUACGAGAGAACGGGCUACAGGAAGAAGAGGGAUCGCCGCGUUAAGGAGGUGAUGAAAGGCUCUCAGGGAACGUCAUCAGGAGCGGCUGACCAAUACGAUAUGACAAAGGCAGCUAAUUUGAAUAAGAAUAACCCGAGUCCUGCGGUGUAUCAAGAGCCAACGCCUGGACCGCGUCAGCAGCAGAGAAAGGGUCACCAGAAGAAGAAGAAGGGACGUCACUAGAGGCGAUUUCUCUUGCGAAUUGUAAUUUCUUACCCCCAUUCUUACCGCAAUUAUACAUUUUGAAUUGAGCGCGAAUGUGUUUUCUGCAA